Molecule: messenger RNA, 3740 nt
Organism: Anopheles funestus (African malaria mosquito)
Lineage: Eukaryota; Metazoa; Arthropoda; Insecta; Diptera; Culicidae
Product: putative mediator of RNA polymerase II transcription subunit 12
Exons: 8
Coding region: 1369-3045 (558 amino acids)
Source: RefSeq, a predicted model, not a curated record
UCUCGUAAAAAAUAUCAAAUUCAGGUGGAGCUGGUGCUCCAUUUCUUUGCAAGUUUUUUAAAUUGUAUGCAAAAUAGUUAAAAAAAAAGAAAAUAGAUUGAAUAAAACAAACUAGUUCGAAAAGGUUAAAUGACCAAACUUACCUUCAAAAUCGUAAUAAAUGAAAUAACAUCUUGUUAUAAUAGUUUUAUAUCUUCUAUUCAACUAACAUCGAUCGCUUGUGGUCAUGGAUAUUUUUUCUGCAUUCGUCUUUUUUGGUGUGAUUAUGCUGCUUCCACUUCUUGCUGGUUCUAUACAAAUGCCUUGAGCUCAAUUAUGCUCCACGGUAGAGUUCAAACGUUGCUAGUUCCCGUGGUUCGGUUGGAGACCGCUGUACAGAUUCCAGCGUACCAACAAAUCCACCACCAAAUAACCCAUCCCGUACGUUUGGUGUGGUUUUCCGCGUGUUUCAGUCGUUUGUAUCACGCCACAUACACUCGACAGAUCGAGGCGUGUAGUCGGGGCUAAUAAAGCUUAAUUUUAAUUUGCAAUGAAUCGAGUAGUGACCGCAAGGCUAAGCCGCUAUCCGUGCUGCUGGAUACCGAGCGUAGCGAUUGCAACAGCUUGAUAGUCAGUCAAGAGUAAGUGCUUGAAAGAUAGUACAUAGUACCGGCUUAUGUUGCCCUGCUGUUAGGCUGGAGCAUUACUUCCACUAAGGGCUGUAGCUGAGACGGGAUAGGAGAGAAGACGAGAUCAAGCCAAGGCCGUUAGGGUAGUACGACAAAAAGGGCAAGUAAAACGAAGGUACGCUGGGGAAAAUUGUUUGCGAAGAGGAAAAUAAAACAACUACCACCGAUCUAACGAUCGGAGCGGAAGGGAUUGCACGCGGUGUUGAUGUUUCACUCGUGCCAAGUUGCAACUUGCGCGCACCAUGCAUCCGACGAUAUGGAAGUGCAUCCGAUAACGGAAUGAGCGAAAGAGAAAGAAUAAAAAAGCAGUGGUGAUGGAAAAUGAGUGGGAAGGAAAGGGAUGGGAAAAUUGCCUAGUUUUCCCACCCAAACACGCGGUGUUGGCUGACACUAAUUAAAAAUAUUACAUCCAUAUAAAACGGAAUUGUUCGUUAAAUUCACUUUCAGUUGAAUGUUUACUCUCUCGCGGCUUGUCGGUUUAUACGGUGCAACGUUUUGCUGAGCCGAGCGCUUUACUAUUUUAUCAAAUUGAUUUUAUGUUUGUACGAUUUGCAACAUUGGACUGGUCUGCAGAUUGGUUUGGGAUUUUGUAUUUUAAUUAAAGCGUUCAAACAGAGCUGUCCCGAUCCUUUUUUUGUGAAAGUUGUGUGAAAAGAAAAUCAUUUCAUUUAUCCAUUGGUGAAAGUGAAGUUGGUGUAAAAUGAAGUUUAUGCAAACCAUACCACUGUUAUUACUGCUGUCCUGCAGUUGCUUCGCAGAUGGGCAGCAACCACUGAACCAACAAUCAGUGCAACCGGAACAAUCCCAUUCCGUGGCAGCCGGUGAAAAUGUCAGUAAAAACGUGGCUAGUGUUGUGGACAAGUCGCAGAACAAAAGAGGCGCUCCGGACAUACCGGUGGUCGUAGGUACGCCAGCGCAGCAUACGGCUUACAUAAAUCAUCACGUUGCCGGAGCAACCGUCGUAGCUGCGCCCAUUUCUGGCCACGGUUCACACGCAGCCAUCGGUACUGUGCCGUUCGGGUACGGGCAUGCGGUAACCAGCACCGGGCACCUACUGCAGACACCCAGCGUAGCGACAGGACACCAGCACGUGAUACACAAGGUGAAUUACGUAGCGCCCGCAACACCGACAACGCUCAAGUUGGCAACCGUUUCCGAGGGUUCCCAUCUACAUCUACAGCCCGUUAGUUCGGUUGUGACGAAGUACAACUAUGCUGUUCCACAGGUAACGUACGCACAUUAUCCUCAGUAUCAGGUGUACCACCACCAUCAGGCUAGCCCCGGUACAGUACAACCCUCCACAAUCUAUGCUGCGCAUCAACUCCACGAACAUCCGGUUGCUACGGCGACCGUCCAUGAGAUUGCUCAUCAACACCAGCAGCAGCAGCAACAGCAACAGCAGCAACAACAGCAUACAGCGUACGCUCAUCAGCAGCCUAUUUACGCACACCAUCCGGCAGCCAUUCAUUACUCCGUGCCAGCGUCGCUCGUACAUGCUGGUCAACACAAUUACCAGCAGCAGCAACAACAGCUUCCCCUGAGUCACACACAAGCCAUUCACUACCAGACGAACCAGGCCGGAAUACAGCCGGCAGUUCCGAUCGUCCAUCAGGCCCCGAUUGCCACCAUCAAUCAGGUACACCAGGCGCAGCAGGUCUACGCCACCCAAGGCCAGUUGACGAAGUACCCACUAGCAGCACAAUCGUACUACGGUGCGGGCGGACUACAGCAGAAUCAGAUCUACUCGACGGUACCGAGCUACGCAUUCCAUCAACAUGCUACAGUCAGUGCGAGUAAUGUUUUAGCCGGAAAACAGCUUCUACCGACCGUCGCCACCCCAGUUCAUCUUAAAUCGUUGGUCCCCGUUACAACCGCCACCACGACCCAACACCACGGUAACGGCAUCAGCUACACCGCUUUCACCCAACCUUCGCACGCUGCAUCCAUCCCCUUGCCAGCGCAUCUAAAGCCUGUACCACAGAGUCUGCUGCAGACGCAACCAUCCUACUUCAACGCCGCCGCACCCUCGAACGCCCAACAGCAGCAGCAACAGACACUCCAACAACAGCCCAAUGUCUAUUACCGAAAUCAGCUGCAGCAACAGCAGCACCAGCAGCAAGCCCAGCAACAGCAACGAGUUCAGAUUUACUCAACCGCAGCGAGCCCUUUGCAAAGGACUCCAUUGCUUUAUUCGGCCGGUCAGUUUAACCAUCCGGUACCAUCGCAGUACGCCACGUAUGCUUACGCUCCUCAGCAGCAGUCGGUUGCGGCCGGAGCACUUUUCCAACCGCAAGCAUCACAGGGAAAAAUCACCUACGCGCAGAACGGCGUUUCCACCAACGGUGGAGGCCGAGGCUCGAUCUAUCUGUUGCACUAAUCGUCCUCGUCUAUUGCCCACUGGCCAAAAAGUGACAGAAGAUGGUGUAUUUUCCUCUAUCCUAUGGAUCUCAAAUCCGAGCAUGUAGGCUACGGUUUGCAGCAGUUGAAUUGGGGGAAAAACGCGAACCCAGUCUCGUGCUGGAAGUUUAGACCAUUGGAUAGAGUGGGGAGGGAAAACCGCGAACGCGUAGAUUUAAGGGUGGUCGGGACGAUUCGAUUACAUACAAGCUUUGAUCCGCAUUUAUUGGUACCAAUUACACGUAGAAACACGUGGAAGCGAAUGGCUUCAGAUCGCAUGAUCGGAUUGCAGUGCACUGAAUGCUUCUCUAGAUUGGGCGCAUAGUGAGGUUAAAUGGUUUCAAUGGCGGUCGGUGUCGUUUUUUAUCAUUUCAUUUUGAAGCUGUUGUGAUAAAGUGUUUCUCCUCAUGCCUGCUCAAUUGGGCAGGCAGCACGAAAACACUGUUGACUUAGGGUUGAAUAAAGUAUGCGUCAAACUGAUGCUUCUAUCUUUCUGUUAGAUCGGCAGCCAGUUGAGCGUUUUGUAAAGUGAGAAAAAAUAAUUUAAUCUGUUCAACGGGAGAUUAGGUUUAUGUUAUUCGUUUGAGAUAGCCACGCUACAGAUUAUGAGUAAAUUGUACUUUGAGAACUAAUAAACUGUUAUAAGGAAAGAGCUAGAAAGCAUCUCUUUCAGAA